This is a messenger RNA of Brassica rapa (field mustard), 823 nucleotides long. RefSeq names its product acanthoscurrin-2. The record is from RefSeq and is a predicted model, not a curated record. NCBI's taxonomy places the organism in Eukaryota, Viridiplantae, Streptophyta, Magnoliopsida, Brassicales, Brassicaceae.
CAGAUCAGGUGUUGAAAUUAAUCAUGCGAAUCAGACCCAUCACCUGGAAACUCGUUUUGGUGAGCCACCAUAUACACACCUCUCUUUACUGGCACGCCACCCAUGCUAACUCGCUUGUACUAGUUGCAUAUAUAUAUAGUGAUGUGUGUGUGGCUAUGUGUUCGAUCACAAGUACUACUUUCUUUCUCAGAUUCUAACUAAAGCAAUUGUGUCAGUAAGUAGCCAUUAUGGGCAGAGUGAUGUUUUGGUUUCUUGUUUCCAUGUAUCUAUGCCUCAUUGGCCAUAUGAUUGGUGAGGCUGCAAGAGAAGGUGCCAUGAUGAGUGAAGCAAAAUCCCAUGAGAUGGGAAAGAGUAACCGACACGUAACCGGGUUUAAGGGUGAACUCACAGCUGGCGGCUAUGGGGGCGGGGAUCCAGGGUAUGGUGGAUACGGUCCAGGUGGUGGUGGUGGUGGUGGUGGUGUUGUGAUUGGUGGUGGAUUUGGUGGUGGUGGUGGUGGUGGUGUGGGUUGGGAUGGAGGAAACAGAGGAGGCGGUCCGGGAUACGGGUCAGGUGGUAUUGGUGGUGGAGUCAUCAUUGGCGGCGGCGGUGGUGGUGGUGGUGGGUGUGGCGGUUCAUGCGGUGGUGGUGGUGGAUAUGGACACCUUGAAGCCAGCAUGAUGAAAUCAAGAAAAAACUAGAAAAAGCAAGCAGUUUCUUUAGAUCGUAGAAGGAAAAAGGGAAGAAAUAAGGAUGUACUUUAGCAUCUUGAUCAUGCUUAGGAGUUUGUAAUGUGGUGUCACGUUUAAUGAAAUAAGAGUUUUAUUUGGUCUUUUAAAAGUUU